Molecule: messenger RNA, 569 nt
Organism: Phlebotomus papatasi
Lineage: Eukaryota; Metazoa; Arthropoda; Insecta; Diptera; Psychodidae
Gene: RpLP1
Product: 60S acidic ribosomal protein P1
Exons: 2
Coding region: 118-459 (113 amino acids)
Biological process (GO): translational elongation; cytoplasmic translation
Cellular component (GO): ribosome; cytosolic large ribosomal subunit
Molecular function (GO): protein kinase activator activity; ribonucleoprotein complex binding; structural constituent of ribosome
Source: RefSeq, a predicted model, not a curated record
AUUGACAGCAAUGGCUUCCUUUCCGGUUCGCCAUUCGAGUGUGCUUGUUCUCUUUCUGUGAGCUAAGGCCAAUUUGAGGCAACUUGCACUAAAUCAAGCCAAUUUACAAGCUGAAAAAUGUCGUCAAACGCUGAACUAGCCUGUGUGUACUCUGCCCUCAUCCUCGUGGACGAUGAUGUGGCUGUGACGGCUGAGAAGAUCAAUACCAUCCUCAAGGCUGCCAAUGUUGAAGUGGAGCCUUACUGGCCGGGACUCUUCUCAAAGGCGCUCGAGGGCGUUAAUGUGAAGGAUCUCAUUACCAGCAUUGGAUCCGGAGUUGGUGCUGUUGGUCCAGCUGCUGGAGCUGCCCCAGCUGCAGCUGCCGCUGCUGAUGCUCCAGCUGCUGCCAAGGAGGAGAAGAAGAAGGAGGAGGAACCUGAAGAGUCCGACGAUGACAUGGGAUUCGGGCUGUUCGAGUAAGACUUCCCGGAAAACAAGAUUCCAAGGCAACCCAAGGUGUCUGGUACAGUUUUAAUGUACAAAAACCUCGAGAGUUGAUUGAAAUAAACCUCUUUCUUUAAGAAAAUGAA